AUGUUCUGUGGUUUCGGCUGCUGUCUAAGUUCCUUCGGCCUGCUCAGGCGUUCCUGGUUUUCUCAAGGCUUCUUUCCUAUCGGAGAUGAGCUCUUGGUCCGCCUCCACGACUGGCCCCCUGAGGCUCCUCACGGCCUUAUUGUUAGUGGGAUCAGCCUGUGCAAUGGGCCGCGCUCCACAGCGGCGGCGGAGCCGGAGCCGAAGCCGGCGGCGGCCACGGGAGGAGCCACGGCAACCUCGACCGGAGAAUACGAUCGCCAGCCGGGCUAUGGGCAGCCACCGCCUGCUUACGGCGGCUACCCGCCGCCACCAGGUUAUGGCUCUUAUGGCCCUCCGCCGGGCUAUGGAGCCCCAGGAUACGGGCCACCCCCCGGUUACGGGCCUCCUCCUGGGUAUGGGCCUCCGCCGUAUGGCUAUGGAGCCCCAGGCUACGGCCCGCCAGGUCACUACCCACCACCAGGCUACGGCCCGCCACCCCCAGGUCCAGGCUACGGCCCACCAGGGGUCUGCCUGGCUGAUGUUUUGGGAAACCUGAAAUGGGGUCCCAGUGGCUUCUCUGGCCGUCAGACUGGAACCCUGAAGUCCUUCAACCCGAAGCAUGGCUUUGGCUUCAUCGAUUGCCCGCAGGUGAGGCAUCGCUUUAGCAGGGACGUCUUUGUCCACAAGGCACAGAUCGGCGACUUGGAGGUCGGCCGAAGCCUCGGUGAGGAGCUCAGCUUCCUGCUGGACACCAACAAGGCUGGCACCUGGCCGGGCCCUGGCAAGAAAGGCACGGGGGGCGGGGGAGCGGUGCUAGGGGAGGAAGCGCCUGCCGCCAACGGUGCUCGCCUCUGUGAUCCGGGCCAGGGAUUGCUCUGGAGCUUGCUAUUGGCCUUAUCCGGUUGCGUCGGCCUAGCCGCUGUUCAGACGUUUCAGGGAAAGAAGAAAGGAGAAGACGGCGGAGGCGGUGAUGGCAAGGCCGGGCCGCGAUUGUUGCGGUUUGAAGGUGUGCAGCCGGUAGUGACGGCAAUUAGCAGCUCCGCUACCUCUUGGUGGGAUGAGCUUGCAAACCAGCCUGCAGCUGCUACUCCUGCUCUCAAAGAUGCAGAUGGCGACAGCGCCAAGGCUGAAGCCACAGAGACGGCGCCAGAAACCCAGAAAGCUGCCUCUUCCAAGCUCCAAGCUCGAGCCGCGCUGCGCUUGCUGGCGCUGGGCCUGCAGAUGACAGUAUCUUUUUGGAGGCUCCUGAAGACGAGGCCGGCCGAGAAAGCCACCACAGCGGAGGAACCGAAGCAGGGAGGCCUCGACGGCGAGGAGGCUGCCGCUGCCGAGCUUGCACCUCAAAAGGCUGCAGCAGAAGCUCCGGCCGCGGAAGCUCCGGCAGUAGAAGCUGCGGUUUCAGCAGAAGCUCCGGCCGCGGAAGCUGCGGCUGUAGCAGCGGACCAGCCAGCAGAUUCUGCGGGGAAAGCUCCCGAUGCUCCGGCAGAGGCGCAAGCCUUGACGCUUUAUUUGGUGGAACAUACAGCCUCGGCAAGGCUUCCGCUGAGGCCAGCAGAGCCUCCUACGCCGACCGCGCAGCACGCGCCCGAGGCCACCGCCAGCACGACAGGGGUGCAGCUGGGUCCCAGCUGGAAAGUCGGGGGGAUUCAGACUCCAGGGCACGGGUGGCUCGGGCCAACUUGUACAGGAGCUGGCCACUGCAAAACUGCAUCAGGCUUAGCCACUUCGUUGUUUCAUGGUACCAAACUACAGUGGCAGAAGAAGCACCGCACACCCGGCCGCACCGAGGCCAGUGGAAGCCUCUAA
This is a messenger RNA of Symbiodinium necroappetens, 1785 nucleotides long. NCBI's taxonomy places the organism in Eukaryota, Dinophyceae, Suessiales, Symbiodiniaceae. The record is from the annotation of a GenBank genome assembly.